UACCCCACAACAAAUGAUGUAUUUCCGGUGUAGCAAAUCAGCGCGCUGAAUUCGAGUGACUGUCGGCUUUCUGACAGCACAGCGGACCGUCAAUAGUUUCUUGGGUACCCGAACUUUGGUUGAUGCAAGUUAUAGGUGCAAGGAAUGGAGGGCGACAGAAUGGAGGUGGGAAACCAGAAACAAAACAUCCAUGUGGAGGUCCAUGUUAAAUCUCACAGCACAGCUAAACUGUCUGAAGUGAGGAUGCAUGUUCUGGCUCUACUGAAUCGCCACAGCAUGGUUUUUGGAAACUACAGAUGGACAGAGUUUGAUGAAGACUUCCUGCAGAAACACGUGGAAUCUGUGGCUCUAGCUGAUGUCGAGGAAAUGGUCACACAGCCCCUUGAUUUGAAGAGCUGCUCUGUCUCCGUUCACAUCUUCACUCUGAAUGAGGAUGGACCCAGCACGCUCACUUUGGAGGAGGAUGAGGAGCUUUCAGCCGCCAAUCACUGGUUGCUGCCAGCAGCUGAAUUCCAUGGGAUUUGGGAGAGUCUGGUUUAUGAGAGUGGAGUCAAAACCCAGCUCCUGGAUUAUGUCACAACAACAAUUUACUUCUCAGACAAAAAUGUUGACAGCAACCUGAUUUCAUGGAACCGUGUUGUGCUGCUUCAUGGACCCCCGGGCACAGGGAAAACGUCACUGUGCAAAGCUCUUGCCCAGAAGCUGUCAAUCAGACUGUCAAGUCGGUAUUCUUAUGGGCAAUUUGUCGAGAUAAACAGCCACAGCUUGUUCUCAAAGUGGUUCUCAGAGAGCGGUAAGCUGGUCACGAAGAUGUUUCAAAAAAUCCAACAACUGAUUGAUGACAAAGAUGCUCUUGUAUUUGUUCUGAUUGAUGAGGUGGAGAGUCUGACAGCAGCUAGGAAUGCCUGCCAGGCAGGAACAGAGCCCUCUGAUGCCAUCCGAGUGGUCAACUCUGUUCUCACUCAACUGGACCAGAUCAAACGACAUUCCAACGUCGUGAUCCUGACAACCUCCAACGUAACAGAAAAGAUAGACUUGGCAUUUGUGGACAGAGCUGACAUCAAGCAGUACAUCGGACCCCCAUCUGAGAAGGGCAUCUACAACAUCUACCUCUCCUGUCUGGAGGAGCUGAUGAAGUGCCAAGUCAUCUACCCCCGGCAGCAGCUGUUUACCAUGUUUGAGCUCGAGACGAUGGGCUUUGCAGAGAGUGAGGUGUCCGAACACAGUCUGAACCUGAGGGACAUUGCUCUAAAAAGCAAAGGUUUGAGUGGAAGAGCACUCAGGAAGUUACCAUUUCUAGCCCAUGCACUGUUUGUAAAGACACCGACAGUGACUCUUGAAAGGUUUCUGGAGGCUAUGGACCGAGCGGUGGAUAAACAGAGGGAGGAAAAAGCUAAUCUGGUCAACAGUGUCUGAAUUUAAUACAAUGUCCAAAGGCUGACACGUGAUUGUUCAUAAGCUCUCGAUCCCAUGCCUUGUUUGUUUGUAGUUUGGAAAACUACAGCGCUUACAUCUUUUUAUAAAGCUUAAUCGAUUCAUUUGGCAGCACUAUGUUGUGUGUAUAUUGGCAAGUUUUAACAAAUGCAAUCUAUAACAUAAGGCUUUAUUCAGGUAAUUCUGGUGGUGCUACUACCUUUAGAAGGCCAAAUCCAUGUCGGUUUCAGUAUUGGCAGUUUGGUUUAAGAUGCUUGAAUUUUCUAUGUGCUAUUAACCCAAGUGUUUACUCUGUUCUUAGUUUCAAACUGAUAUUUUUAUGUAACAUGCAGCUUUAACCUCAACAGCUCCAGCUUCUUUUUGUUCCCAUGUUAAAGGGAUAGUUCAGAUUUGUAUUGGCAUAAAUUAUUGGCAUCAUUUACUUUCUUGUAUUGAUAUCACUGCAUACACAUUAGCUCAGUUUGCGGAUUUUGUUGGAGAUGUCCCAUUGAAAUGGCAGCUUGUCAGACAGAAAUGAAAAGCAGUCCCAUGAUAGGCCCAAGGCCCCAGUGGACAGUGAAGCAUUAGAAAUGCAGUAAAGGUGAUGCAAUUUGUUGUGGAAGGUUAAGAUUUUUUGACUGUUGUGUUGUGGUUCCAUUUUCUGCUGUUCAUUUCUGCCAUACAAAUCCACAGGAUCUGUAGAAUAAGCUAAUGUCCAUGUACGGUACCAACUUUAUGUUGAAAAAUGUGAACUGUACCUUGCAUGUAACGCAUGUAACAAAACAUGCGUUUUGUUUUUUCUAAGCAGUUUGUGUAUUAUACGUUUUAAAAAUGGAUAUUCCUCAUAGACCAGCGGUUAAAAAUGUUCAGUUAUAUUUGUCAGUUCUGUAUUUAUGCUAAUAACAACUGCUCUUUAACCUCUCAAGAUUCAUAUGUUCAUUACAACUUUAUUUUGUAUAUAACAUUGAAAUAAACAAUACUGUUUAUGCUUG
Messenger RNA from Siniperca chuatsi (mandarin fish), 2405 nucleotides. It is a transcript of the gene trip13, whose product is annotated as thyroid hormone receptor interactor 13. The record is from RefSeq and is a predicted model, not a curated record. The coding region runs from base 145 to 1416 and encodes 423 amino acids. Lineage: Eukaryota; Metazoa; Chordata; Actinopteri; Centrarchiformes; Sinipercidae. Gene Ontology annotation, cellular component: chromosome; nucleus. The transcript is spliced from 14 exons. Gene Ontology annotation, molecular function: ATP binding; ATP hydrolysis activity. Gene Ontology annotation, biological process: meiotic recombination checkpoint signaling; reciprocal meiotic recombination.